UCGAGUAUCACCGCCCACAGUAUCAUCAUCGUCUAGAGACGAAGUUUUGAGGACCAUGGCAUGUGCCCUCCAUGAUGCCGCACUGCGCCAACGGCCUGGCCUGUCUCGGGUUACAACAGCAAAGGGCGACUAUUCAUCGACAUGACCUGAUCACGCUGCUCGCCGGCCUGUACUCCACGCCUCGACACGAUCACCCCGGCUCCUCCCUUUCCUCCUCCUCCACCACCCUUCCCACGCCUCGUAUCGAGGUGCGGCCUUCGCCGGGCAGAGGUCUUGGUCUGUUCACCCUCGAUCGCAUUCCCGCCUUCACUCUCAUCGUGAAAGACGAUGCGUUACUCAGCAUCGCCGAUGGCGAAGACCUUCCGCAGCUCUGGGACAAGUAUGGCGCUCUGCCUCCGGACAUGAAGGCUAUCUUUGAUAAUCUGGCGUUCUCAUCUGAUAUAGCUGCCGUCGAGCCGACGAUGGUGUCGAAGUUGGAGCGUCGUGGCUACGCCAGCUCACAGGCCCACGCCAUGGCUCGCGUGAGUUCGCGUUGGCAAGCCAAUGCCUUCAAGACUGGCCAGCCCGUGUCCACCUCACCUGGAAGUACUACCUGGGCCUAUGCUCUUUUCCCUAACGUGGCUCGUAUCAACCACAGCUGCACGCCCAACGCCUGCGCACAUUACCGACCCCCGGGAGCGCAAGUCGUGUAUGCUGUGCGAGACAUUGAGCCCGACGAGGAGAUUGAGAUUGCCUAUUUCGAUCCGACCAUGCAAGACGAUGACCGGCAGGCCAGAGCGGCGGCUUGGGGAUUCAAGUGCUCGUGCCCAGCCUGCAUCGACGAGGGCGAAGUGGGAAGGGAGAGUGACUACGGCCUCGACCGUUUCUGCGUUCUCUCGGCUCUCUCUGUGCCCCCCAAUGUUCCAAUCCAAGCGGCUAUCGACGUUGCCCGUUUCUUCGACCAUCCCUGGCUCGCCAUUGCUCUUCCCAAGCUAUAUCUAGCCUUAUUCGAUGUUCUGUCCAAGCAGCAUGGCGAGAAAUCCAAGCUGCGAGAUGCUUUGCAGCAGGCUCUCGAAUGGCAGGAGAAGAUUACCGGGCCAGACAGUCCGGCCUCGAGAGACAGAAGGAAGGCGCUGCAAGAGUUUGAUAACAGGGCAUGAAUAAAGUUGAUUGCACGAGUUAAUGUUAUAACGACCGUUCGCCAAAUUUGGCUGUCUGCUGCCGACAGGGCUCGUCUCCUGCGUGCCAUCGAAGAAUACAUACGGGCAGGACGUAGACGCUGAUACCUGCAAUGGGCCGCAUGCUUCUGAGAGUGA
Neohortaea acidophila is the source of this 1295-nucleotide messenger RNA. RefSeq lists its product as uncharacterized. NCBI's taxonomy places the organism in Eukaryota, Fungi, Ascomycota, Dothideomycetes, Mycosphaerellales, Teratosphaeriaceae. Gene Ontology annotation, molecular function: protein binding. The transcript has a single exon. The record is from RefSeq and is a predicted model, not a curated record. The coding region runs from base 72 to 1139 and encodes 355 amino acids.